Messenger RNA from Linum trigynum, 4691 nucleotides. The record is from the annotation of a GenBank genome assembly. Lineage: Eukaryota; Viridiplantae; Streptophyta; Magnoliopsida; Malpighiales; Linaceae.
UUCGGCUCCCAUCUCGCCAAUUUGACGUGGACUGCCCAUCUAAUCCAGUUGUUUAAUUGAAACAGAAUUUACGAGGGGACUAAAUCAGAAGAAAGACGCAGGGCAGGCAGGGAUGAAAGAAAGAAGAGAUCUUAUGUGUCAGAACAAAACUGUGUGCGACUGUGUUCCUAUUUGCUGCUAAUUUGGAUUCCCUAAUUUAGGGGUAGUUUGGAUAUGGUAAUUUAGUGUGGUAAUUGGGCUCAAUUUCCACGAUAUGCAGUAAUUGAGUUCAAUUACCAUGUUUGGUUGUAAAAAAAAAAUCAUGGAAAUUGAAUGAUGGAAUUUGGGCCAAUUACCACAAAUGUGGAAAUCCAAAAUACAACCCCUCACCCCCCGCAUUUCCAAUUCCCACGUUUAAAGACUUUUUAUUUCCAAUUGCCCCCCUGCUCUUUUACAUAAAUCCAAAAUUAACCCUUUCUUAUUUCAAGGGUUAUUUGCUCCGUUCGUGUUUUCUAUCUUCUUCCUUUUGCUUCGUCCCUGCAACCGAUACAAAGAUAAGCAAAAAUCUCCUCCGAUCAGCAAUCAGUUAGGAAGCGAGUUUGAGCCUUUGCUCGUCGACAAAAUGAUGGUGGUCAAUGAUUUAGAAGAAGUGAACGCUCUUCUAAUUAGCAAUCAUGGAGGCAGAAGUUCUAGUAUGCUCCCCGAAACUUGGAUCUGACUAGCGAUGCAAAUGAAUUUGCAAGCACUUGAAGUCUUUGAUCUCUGAUCCCCAUUUCGUUCAUCGUUUUGUUUGUCGACGUCGUAUCGAACAUCUCUGACAUUCUUUUUUUUCUCUCGAGUUUGUUGAUCUCCUCCCUUGACGCCCCUGAUUGGUUCCUUUAGUCAGAUCUGAUUCCAAACAAGUCUCGAAAUGUCGCGAGAGAGUUUCAUCUUUUAAUUGUUAUCCUUCCUAAUCUAUGUUUUUGUACCGUUUAUCAUAUGAAGUUGCAAGAGAGUUAUGUAAAAUGUAAAUUGCAUAACUGAAUGUUGUGGCUGCGUUGAGUGGUAUACCCUGUUGCUAAAAAAAUAUAUCAACAUGUAUAACUAAUGAAGGAGGGUAUUUUUGUAUUUCCUUAAAAUUCCACACUGCCAAUUUCAACAAAACGGAAACCUUUCCAAACGUGGAAAUUGGUGUCCAAUUUCCACAUACCAAUUUCUUGGUUUUGUAAAACGUGGAAAUUGAGACAAAUUCCUAAGUUUUCAAAUUUCCACAUCCAAACGACCCCUAGUAAUUUCAAACCGCCAUUUUUUCUUGUGCCCCAAGUUAAUUCCGGUUGCUAUAUUCACAAACCAUUUUAAUUAAAAAAUGCCCUCUGGUUGAUCAACACAAAACUUGAUUUUUCUCAUAUGAUUUGAUUGCCACGAUGUCCAUUCGUCCUGUGAAUUCAUCUUAAAUUCAAUCGUAUUGACCAUUCUUUUCUGUCUAAACUCAACAUAAAAUACUAUACCACUAACGUUUACGAUAGUUUACAAGGCUUGGGUCAGGGUUAAACAGAAAGGAUUAGCUCAAUUUUCCCCCUAAUCCACCUGACGAAAUGCGGUCCACAUCAGCACCCUAGAUUCCCCUCCCACCGUCGACUCCCACGUUAAAUAAUAAACUAACCCAACUUUGUCCAACCAUCGGACGGCCACGAUUAAACGUGCCCACCUAUUCCCCCGCCGCCUGUUCCUCCACAGGAUUACCCUCUUUGGCUCUUUCCCCACUUUGCCCCUCUUGUCUUCUUGCGUAGCUUCCCAACCACAAGCCCAUUCCCGUCAUUUCACGCAAAAAAAAAAAAACCCAAGCGUGAAAUGGGGGAGAAUGAACUCGGUUGGAGAGACACUGAGUCAGCCGCUUGACUCACCAGCGACACGAGCCGAGUAGUCCGAGUCUCCACUGAUUUGAAAAAAGUGCUUAAGAAACGUAUACUUGCCACCAGAUAGCGACAGACGGAGAGAAAGAAAGAGAAAGAGAAAGAGAGAGAGGAGAGAAGAGAGAAGCUCUUUGGUUUCUCCUUUUCCCAUUUGUUAAUCGAAUUCUUUUCCCCGUUUCCCUUUUCCGAGCUUUCUCUUCUCUUCUCCUCCUUCCUCCCGUUUAAGCCCCUGCUCAUUACUGCUCCUCUCGCGAGCACUAACAGCUUCAUUAAUGGCGGAUUAGACCUCCUCCUCUAUCUCUCUCUCUCUCUCUCUCUCUCUCUCUCUCUCUCUCUCCGUAGCCUUGGUUUCUGGAAGCGAAACCAAAGCCGGUGUCUCCAGCUGGAGUUCAGCGAAAGAAGUAAGAGUAUAGAAGGAAGCGAAAUCGGGAAGAAUGCUGGACGGACUGCUAGGUCGAGGCUUUGCUGCGAAAUGCAAAUCGCUGAUAAAACAGAGCAAGAGCCGGAUCGAUGUGAUUCGAAGGAAGAGGAGCGCGACUCUGAAGUUUCUCAAAAAGGACGUGGCUGAUCUGCUCGCCAAUGGACUCGACAUCAACGCUUACGGCAGGGCUGAAGGACUUGUUGGAGAAUUGGUCUUAUCCUCUUGCUAUGAUUUUGUUGAGCGCUGUUGCGAUCUUGUGCUGAAGCAUCUCUCCGUUUUGCAAAAGAUGAGACAUUGUGCAGAGGACUGCAGGGAAGCUGUGUCUUCCUUGAUGUUUGCAGCCGCAAGAUUCUCAGAUCUGCCAGAAUUGCGAGACCUUAGGCAGCUUUUUCUGGAGAGAUAUGGCGAUUCCUUGGAAUUGUAUGUGAAUCAAGGGUUUGUUGACAGUAUUUCUGCGAAACCUGUAACGACGGAGAAGAAGGUUCAACUAUUGCGAGAUGUUGCAUCAGAGUUUUCCAUUAGAUGGGACUCCACAGGUUUUGAACAGAGGAUAUCUAGACCUUCUCCUGUGAAGGCUCAACUUAGAAGUCCUUCACUUGCUGGCUGCAAUAAAUCGGACUUAACUAAUGCCAAGGACAACAUCAACAUAGGGGUUAAACAGGAUGUCCCAUCCAGAGCAGGGGAAGAACAAAAUGAUAACCGUGGAUUUCGGUUAAUCAAAGAAGAGAAACCCGACUGGAAAAGAGACAACCCGAAUCCUCCACAUCAAAGGAAAGAAGUUCCCAGCAUGGUCAACAAACUGCAGAACGGAGGGGAAAAUGAAACUACUUUGAGGAAGACGAAAUAUGACUCGUCUCCUCCAGCAAGGCCUGAAAUCCCUGUGGUGAAGAAGCAUGAAAUUCCUAAGCAGGCUACUCCUCCGAAAACGGUGGGUUUGGGCAGUUCCUCUCGGAGGACACAGCAGGCAAGCAUUGAUGACAGACUGAGCAACACUCCUCCCAAAUCAAAUGGCAUCGAUACCACAACUCAUGGAAAGCCAGAACCUUCUCCUAGCUAUGCCGGAAUGUGGGCAAAGGUCAACAGCAAAGAUCCAUUGACUGUUAAUGCAUCUCCUGGUCAACACUCUGCAGCAAAAAUUACUAGAGAUGCACUGGAAGACGAAGCACAGAAGUUUAAAUCUUUCUACAACAACGCCAUCCCGCCUCCUUACACUCGACCCAAUACCAAGCCGAAGGAUACCAAGUCUGCAAUCAAUGCAUCUGCAUCUCCAACUACGGUUUUAGACACCGGUGCAGUUGAUACAUCCAGGGCACAAGAAAGGAGCAAUCAUGGGUAUCGCUCGGAGAACAACGAUCCACGACCAGCUAAGGGUGCCGAUGAACAUGUCUUCGACACCAAGGUGUACUAUCAAGGCGAGACGGUAGUCAACCCCAUACCGAAACCACGGCCCUCUUCACGGAGACGACACCAGAAGCCACAACCUAGCCACGACGCCGCCGGUGGCAUGGAAAGCGCGGGAGUGGCGAAGAGGAAAUCGAGAAUCAGGAACCGAAAGGACGACUCGAGGCGAGGCCUGCAGAUCCUGUUUGACGACGAGGAGCAUCAGAACGACGAGGAGGAAAAGAUAAUCGACAAGCUGCUGAUACACUACAGCAAGAAACCGACCGCAUUUGAUCCCGAACCUUCCCAGGUUCGAAGGAAGUCGUCAAGGAGUUCCAGUCGUCAUCAUUCCCGUGAUCCAACAGCAGCAGCACGCGAUGAUGUGCCUGUAUCUUCCCAUCCAUCCAGAUCAUUUUCUCUCCCCAGCGAGCAACCAUCAGCGGCAGCACCACCUCAGGGGAACAAAGUGUUCGCUCGUGCCGCUACCCUCGAGCCGGACCGGUCAGCCGCGGCUCGACACGUGCAUCCCAAGUUACCGGACUACGACGACUUGACCGCCCGGUUCGCAGCUCUGAAAGGGAGGUAAAAGUAAAAACUGUGAAAUUCCUCACAAUUUUUUACUUCUCUUAAGCAUUGAUUUUUGGUCCAUCUCUCGCUGCUGCAUUUUUUACUCUCUUCCCCACCACCACCACCAUUUGGUCUCCUGUCGUUUAAAUUACAGCACUCACACCCACCACCACCACCAUAGCCAGGAAGGACGACGACAGCUGCACCACCACCAUUAUUACGAUGUUUCCAUUUACUUCAUUUGGCUUCGUAGAUUUGUACUUCCCAUUCAAUCUCCAUCCCUAUCAUUUUGUAAUAGGGUUCUUUGUUCCUUUUGCUCCUGUGCGAGAGGCCUAGGAGGAUCAGGCGGGAUCUGAAUGUGACUUCCUCCAUUAGAGGAGUUGCUUCUCAUUGGUAGUUUGAUACACAGUAUAAAAGAAAACAAUGCGUGCAAAUAAUUCUCUUUUCCUGGU